AAUGGAAUGUUGGCAGUUAAUUUGAACAAUUAAUGGAAUCAUCCGUCUAAAACAGGCUGGCUAGCUAGAUAAAAGACAGUGCAGAUAAAUUCUCCUAAUAAAUUAUUUUACACAAUGUCUUAUCACAGCACUGGCAAACCAUGGUUGGCAACUCCCUGAACGUAAUGGCCGACUUUUAUCCUAUCAUAAGAAGGUUCAGGUCCAUAUCAUGUCUAGUAUUCAAAUUCAUAAUUAUAUAAGUCCCUAUCCUCUCAAGAUAGAGACUUGUUUCAAUGUCAAAGAUCAUAAUAGGAUUCGCAUUUGUCACAAAUAUAACUACUGGGUCAGUGUGUCCCUAAAAGUCCUUUUAAUCAUUGCUGUUUUUUGUAUUUGUAUGUACAAUGGUAAGACAACCAUUGGAUUUAGAACAGAGCUGUAACUUGUAUAGAGUCAUCUGCUGAGUACAAGACUUCAGUGAAACCCUGUCAUCCAGAAUGAUGCACCAAGAGCAGUAAUGUGGUGACAGAUUGAUGACUAACCAUGCCAAUAAAAUCUCGGUCUAUAAAAACCUUAAUCUGCCUUAGCUAAGCCACAGACUGCAUGUGUAGACUACAAUUGCCACUGCAUUGUGGAGGAAAAAUUUGAUGCUGGAUCGAUUGGCGUGUACAGUAGGUAAUCUGACAUUUUUUCAAUGUUAUCUAUAAUUUCACAGACAAUCAUCAAUGCUUCUUGUUGUAAUCAAUAGACUUUACACCACAUUGAUUCAUUUUUUGGUAUCACUCCAGGCUGUAAUGUGUCCAGUAAUGAUUUCCAUUCUCAUUUGCAGACUACUUCCCGGGGAUAAAUUGCAGGGCCUUUUGAGCAAAUCAUCUACGAUGGAAAUUGUAACUCUUGUUCUGUCUCUGCUGCUUACCAAUGGAAUGGUUUUAAUCAGUGCAGCGACCAAUGAUCAGAAUCCACAAGCAGCUCCUACUAUUGAACUCUUUGCAACUGCCUCUUCGGAUGCUGUAGAGCUUACAGAGGACCACAAAUCCAAUGGUUCUGUUCCCUUGUUCAAAACAGCAGGACGAAACACCCGACCCCAUCCCAUGUGCUUAGUGUCGACUGGAAUCAGAGACACUUUCAAAUACAUCAGUACUGUGGUGUCUGUUCUUGUAUUCAUCGUUGGACUAGUUGGAAAUUCAACACUCUUGAGAAUCAUAUAUGAAAACAAAUGUAUGAGAAGUGGACCUAACAUUCUCAUUGCCAACCUUGCUUUGGGAGACCUGCUCCAUAUUGUGAUAGAUAUUCCAGUCAAUGCUUACAGGCUCAUGGCUCAGGACUGGCCGUUUGGUUUGGCGCUCUGUAAACUAAUCCCUUUCAUCCAGAAAACCUCUGUUGGAAUCACAGUGUUGAGUUUAUGUGCCUUGAGCAUUGACAGGUAUCAAGCUGUUGCAUCCUGGAAUCGAAUCAAAGGCAUUGGGGUUUCAACCUGGACAGUAGUGGAAAUAACUUUGAUAUGGGUGAUAUCAACAUUCCUGGCUGUGCCUGAAGUUGUCGGCUUUGAUAUCAUAACGAUGGAGUAUAAAGGACAGCAUCUGACAGUAUGUCUGCUUCACCCCAUACAGACCAAUCAGUUCAUGCAGUUUUAUAAAUCAGCAAAAGACUGGUGGCUCUUCGGUUUCUACUUCUGCACGCCGCUGGCUUGCACGGCUUUCUUCUACACCCUAAUGGCCCGGAAAAUGUUGAGGAAGAAUGAGAAUACCCUGGGGAACUACAUCGUACAGAGACGAGAAGUGGCCAAGACGGUGUUUUGCUUAGUGUUUGUGUUUGCUCUCUGUUGGUUACCACUGUACCUGAGCAGAAUCUUAAAACUCACCAUUUAUGACGAGAAGGAUUCUAAAAGGUGUCAGCUACUGAGUGUUUUUCUUGUCCUGGACUAUAUUGGCAUUAAUAUGGCAUCGCUGAACUCCUGCAUCAACCCCAUCGCUCUGUACAUGGUCAGCAAACGAUUCAAAACAUGUUUCAAGAAACGCCUAUGUGGUUGGUGCAUACAUCCUGAAGUAUUGAUGCUUGAAGAGGUGCCGUCUAUCUUGAAGUCAAAGAAGCAGGACCAGGCCUCUAAGCAAAGCAACAUUAGAGCUAAUAAGCCCACCUCCACUUGAGUAAGAUGACACUUGACUGUGUAAACAAUAUAUUACUAUGAUAUAUGCACAGAUAUAAAAAAAAUAUAAUAAUAAAUGCUCAGUUGUAGUGUGUCUAUGGAUGUUUCCCUGUAAUAAUUAACUCAUUUUUAAUUAAUGUAAUUUCAGUGUGAGGGUCUAUACAUGACCUAUAGUCUUAGGCUCUGCCUCAAUGUCUUUAUUGGUUCUGUAGACUCUGACUCAAUAGACAAUGUAAUGUACCGUCAUUAGUGUUAUAGAGUUGCUUAGUAACAAAUCCUGUGGCAUUGUCUGUUGUGAGCUUGUUAUCAGUAGAACAUCUGCUUAUGAUAUGACACACUCAGACAAAGAGAGUCAGACAGUUCUGACUCUGUUCCCUCGGGCCUUGAAUCACUCCCAACUACGUACGUCAUGUUUCACCUAUAUCAUACACACUGUAAGUUUAUAUGCCCUGGCCCGUAACAUGUUUACCUGGAAAACUUUGCCUCUAGGCACUUAGUCUUGACACAUAUCCAGCAUUACACGCUCUUACCACCUGUAAAGAGAUUACCCAAUUACAUAGAAAUACUGCUUGUUUUUUUUUAAAGAAAUUUAAUGAGAAUUUAAAAAAAGCUUAUAACCAAAUUAGUUCUCCUAUUCAAUAUCAAAACUGUGUCAGAGAGGGCAUGACAAAUUAUUAGGACACAAAUGUAUAUUUCCGUCUCUCUGAGAGAAAGCCGUCCCCUCACAUGUUGCUCCUUUAGUUCCUAAACCUAUCGCAUCCAAGACACCAGUGGAUUCUGCCUUCACUGCUGAAUGACUGAUUGAUGGUGGCCUAUUUGUAACGCAUUGUUAGAUGUGUAAUGAAUGGAGACACUUUAUAAAAGACCUGCGAGUGGAAAAUAAGGAAACGGAGAUGACAGAAUGGGGUCAGAAGGAGGGGUGAGGGAAGAGUUGAGCACCUGAUGGGUCCUGUCACAGGACAAGGCAAGCACAGAUAGGAAGUAUUUCUUCCAUCCAAUAUCUUAUCAAUCUAGUGAACUAUUUUAGGUAGGAAUUAUAUUCCACCUCGUAGCGUAGAGAGGGAAGCCUUCUAGAGAGGGAAGCCUUCUAGAGAGGGAAGCUGACUUUCAACCUGUUAUGAAAAUAUAGUAAUUCGUUGUCAGGGCCAGAUCAUUUUAAUGGAAUAUAAUAAUGCUCCGUACGAUAGUUUCUGUACUGUAACUACCUGACUGUAUGUACAGUAUGGGAAUUAUUUAUAAGGAUGUCAAUUAAUUGCAUUUUCCUUUAUGUUUUUUGGAGAUAUGAUGAUUUAUACCCAGACAUAUUAAACAGCAUCCAUGAAUCAAAUAACGGCUAACAAAUUUGAUUUAUGUAAGAUAUUGCUAGAAGUCACUCUUAUGGUCCCAUACAGUUUCUUGUUUUUUGUUCUUUAGAUCUUUUAAUGAACGUAAACGUCAAACACAUUCCUAUUUAUACAUUACGUUGUUAUCACCUUUUUAUCCUUCUUCAUAAGUGUCAGAACACAACAUAGUUUCCUCCUUUGUCUCUCGUCUCUGCCCAUUUUCAACAUAUCCACCACUGACAGACUGAACUGAAUCAAUCUCAACACAGGGACUAACAAAAUCCCCGUUGAAAUAGAAAACAGAUCAAUUCUCACCAAACAUCAGUAUGAAAAGUCUUAUUCAUAAUCUCCUAAAUGAUAUCAUCAUUAUGCAAUUACAGGCUCAUUUGAACAUCCUAUUCAAUCUAUGCAUUACAUUCAUGAUUAACAUAUUGUGUGU
Messenger RNA from Salvelinus fontinalis (brook trout), 3883 nucleotides. Its product is annotated as endothelin receptor type B-like. Gene Ontology annotation, biological process: enteric nervous system development; regulation of blood pressure; G protein-coupled receptor signaling pathway. NCBI's taxonomy places the organism in Eukaryota, Metazoa, Chordata, Actinopteri, Salmoniformes, Salmonidae. The record is from RefSeq and is a predicted model, not a curated record. Gene Ontology annotation, cellular component: membrane. The coding region runs from base 702 to 2123 and encodes 473 amino acids. Gene Ontology annotation, molecular function: endothelin receptor activity. The transcript has 7 exons.